Molecule: messenger RNA, 2567 nt
Organism: Toxotes jaculatrix (banded archerfish)
Lineage: Eukaryota; Metazoa; Chordata; Actinopteri; Toxotidae
Product: galactosylgalactosylxylosylprotein 3-beta-glucuronosyltransferase 1
Exons: 7
Coding region: 262-1275 (337 amino acids)
Biological process (GO): carbohydrate metabolic process; chondroitin sulfate proteoglycan biosynthetic process
Cellular component (GO): Golgi membrane
Molecular function (GO): galactosylgalactosylxylosylprotein 3-beta-glucuronosyltransferase activity
Source: RefSeq, a predicted model, not a curated record
AUGGAUCCCUCUGUUCAUCACAGCUGACACAUCAAGGCCCAGCACCAUUAUCAGCACCUUCAUCAUUAACAGAGCACAAUAGGAUCAGACUCCGUGAGGAAAGUGGACCAUCAUUCAUUUCUGGAUAAUCCACUGAACUGAACCACUGAUGCACAGUUUCCUCUCCUCCAGGUUUCUUUGUGCAAAGUAUCAAACCUUGGAUUGACCAUGUGUGUUGGCUAUAAACUUAGGUAGUGACAUGACUCAGGUCUGACCCUGGAGAUGCCGAAGAGACGAGACAUUGUCGCCAUUGUGUUGAUCGUGUUGCCUUGGACACUGCUCAUCACUGUUUGGCACCAGAGCACCAUCACUCCACUGCUUGCUACUCGAAAGGGUAAAGAUGACAGGCAUGACGGUCGCUCCAGCUCCAGGAAUACUUUUGCUUUCAAGGAGUCCUGCUCACUGCAGAACCGGGACAUUGUGGAGGUGGUGCGCACUGAGUACGUCUACAGUCGGCCUCCGCCCUGGUCAGACUUCCUGCCCACUAUCCACGUCAUCACUCCCACUUACAGCCGGCCAGUGCAGAAGGCAGAGCUGACACGUCUGGCCAACACCUUGCUCCACGUGCCCAACCUGCACUGGAUCCUGGUGGAGGACUCUCAGAGGAGAACCGCUCUAGUCAGCCGUCUUCUCCUGGAGACAGGUCUCAACUACACCCACCUCAAUGUGGAGACACCUAGGAACUACAAGGUGCGUGGGGACACUAGGGACCCCAGAAUACCACGUGGUACCAUACAGAGAAACCUGGCCCUCCGGUGGCUCCGUGAGACAUUCAGUAUAAAUAACAGCCAGCCUGGGAUUGUCUACUUUGCAGAUGAUGACAACACAUACAGUCUGGAGCUGUUUGAGGAGAUGCGUUUCACCCGAAAGGUGUCAGUGUGGCCAGUGGCUUUUGUGGGUGGCCUUCGGUAUGAGUCCCCUAAAGUAAACACCCUGGGCAAGGUUUACGGCUGGAAGACUGUAUUCGACCCACACAGGCCCUUUGCCAUCGACAUGGCCGGGUUUGCAGUGAACCUGCACCUCAUUGUGUCUAAACCUCAGGCUUAUUUCAAGUUACGUGGAGUGAAGGGAGGAUAUCAGGAGAGCAGUCUAUUAAAGGAGCUGGUGACUCUCAGUGACUUGGAACCUAAAGCUGCUAACUGCACUAAGGUAUUAGUAUGGCACACACGGACAGAGAAGCCUGUGCUGGUAAAUGAGGGCAAGAAAGGAUUUACGGACUCUAACGUGGAGAUAUGACAUACUUCAUCUGACACAGGGGAAGUUUUUCUCCAUGGGAUUCUACCUGGACUCAAACCAACCUCAGAGCUCCUAAGAGUCAGAAAUAUUACCACAGCACAGUAGCUGUACUUCAGCGCAACUUAGAAAUGGAGAACCACCUGUCCACCCCAGGAGGCAGCACAAAGCCAUGUGCGUGUACCCACCAGAGUAUCAAAGCACAACUGCACGAAAACAAGCCUGUGUGUUCUGUUUGGAGCACUGGCCGAUGUGAGACGCUGGUAGGAGUUGCCAAAAGGAGCCCACUGAGGUCUCCUCAGAGAGCUGAGACAAAGGAUGUUAUGCGAUUUAAACUACAGGAAGGGAUGGCACAGCAAGCAAUAAACAGCCCUCUCAGCACAGACAACACCAGCCAACCAUCCAAUCAGCAUUAAAUAGGACCCUUUUGUUCUAAGGCAAGCUGGCUGUCGGGCACAGGGCUGCACAGAGGAAUAAAAGGGGUCCUUGUCAUAAGUGAGUCAGCACUGACUGACAGACUGCGAUGGGGGGAUCUGAGCCCUCCCCACGUCUACUGUACAACACUGAGCUAUUUAGAUAGCACCCUGAACCCAGCACUAAUUAGGACUUCUGUUACUCCUCAACACACAUUCACACAUGCUCAGCUGGCACACUGCACACUAUGAGCACACAGACACACACACACACUCAAAAACACAGAGCAACAAUGUCAUCCCUUACAGUUGUUUACUCCAAGCUUUUGUUUAUUCCUGAUAUGCUGUAACGCUACUGAGCUCUGCUCAUAUUUAAGGGAAGAUUCAGUAUUCCUAGGGGCCUGUUCACUUCACAGGCUUCCUCAUAAGCUAAUCAAAAAACUCACUCAGUGAACUGAAGGUUUCUCAGCAGAAUUAUUUAUUGUUUCAGUGCAACUGGUACCAUUCACUUGUUAGUUGUGAGCUAUGCUUGUGAGAGUCAAUGGGAUAUGAAGUCACUACUCUAAAAACUGGAUGUGCAUCCUUUCAAAUAGCUGUAUUACAAAGUCUAAUUAUUCCCUCCAUGGAUGGCUGGCUUGGAAGUGAUGAUUUCAUACCCCAGUGACUUGCAGGGGCACUGCUUACAAAUGCUAAUUGGUCUCUCAGACUCUGCGACUGUUUAUGGUUUGGUCAGUUAUUGAUGUGAGAAGCAUCUAAAACCUUGAACUUUCACUUUAAGAAAAAGGGUUUGGUGUUGCUACAUUGCUGCUUGUGCUUCAUUUGAAAGCUGUUCACAUCACUUCAGCUUCAGCUUGUGUUGUCCCAUAAACUGUUUUCUUUUUU